AUGGCUGAACCUGUGGAAAGUAUCCCACCGCUUGGUUUCAUUGCCAUAGACGUGGACAUUCACCGACCACCAGGUGACCCCUACAAUGAGCGGACCUGGCCAUUCCCUCUCAUCCGUGAAAUGGCCGAAGGGUCAAAAGUUUCGCAAGUCGUAACUUCGUCUACCUACGACUCUGCGUUCAUAGGCCGUUUCGUGGAUGCCGGUCUCCGUCUAGCAGCCAGGGGCUGCGUAGGCAUCAUCACCAGCUGUGGUUUUCUGGCACUGGCCCAGGCGGAACUCACCGCAAAGCUGCCUAUUCCAAUCGCGACAUCAUCACUAGCUCAGUUACCCUCCAUCCUACCUCUACUUCCGCCGGGCAAGAGUGUUGGGGUCCUCACGUACGACGAAUCAAAGCUGGGCUCACAGCAUCUCGCAAGCUUUGUGCCAGAGCAGUCGCUUUCCAAGAUAGUCAUCGGGGGCGUACCUGCUGAGGGUCACUUGAGAGGGACGAUUGGAAAGGGCGCCCCAUACGUUUAUGCAGAUAUUGAGGCAGAACUCAUCGCGGUCGCAAGAGACUUGGUGGCGAGUCGGCCUGAUAUCAGAAUCCUGGUGCUUGAGUGCACUAACAUGCCUCCAUUUUCAGAGGCAAUCUUCAAAGCACUAGGUGGGAAGAUUCCUAUCUACGAUGUGUACACCAUGGGUCAAUGGUUUUACUCUGGGUUGACGAGACGAACACCCGUUUAUUGGCAUGGGUCACAGUAA
Molecule: messenger RNA, 741 nt
Organism: Colletotrichum orchidophilum
Lineage: Eukaryota; Fungi; Ascomycota; Sordariomycetes; Glomerellales; Glomerellaceae
Exons: 2
Coding region: 1-741 (246 amino acids)
Source: RefSeq, a predicted model, not a curated record